UCAUAGCUGCAUCCUAUAAUCAAAAGCUGUGUCCUCUUGACGGAGAUUCUAAUAUAGACCUGCUGCUCCCAGUUUACCGAGACAAUCAUCUUUAUCAAUGAGGACAUUAAGAAUGGCUGUGUUCAAGCAACAAAAACUGGAAGAUUUCUAUGAUAUUGGUGAAGUCCUUGGAAGUGGUCAGUUUGCUAUCGUGAAAUGCUGCAAGGAGAAGAGUACUGGUAUGGAGUAUGCUGCAAAGUUGAUUAAAAAGCGACAGCAUCAGGCAAGCCGGAGAGGCAUUCAACGAGAGGAGAUUGAGAGGGAAGUGAACAUCCUCCAAGAGCUUCAGCACCCCAAUAUCAUUGCAAUGCAUGACCUUUAUGAGAACCGCACUGAUGUGACGCUUGUCCUGGAGCUUGUUUCAGGAGGAGAGCUUUUUGACUUCUUGGCUCAGAAAGAGUCACUUUGUGAAGAGGAAGCCACUGAAUUCAUCAAACAGAUCCUCAAUGGAGUUCAGUAUCUGCACUCCAAGAAAAUAGCACAUUUUGACCUGAAGCCUGAAAAUAUCAUGCUGUUGGAUAAUAAUGUCCAACUGCCACGAAUCAAGCUUAUUGAUUUCGGUUUGGCACAUAGGAUCAAAGAUGGUGUGGAAUUCAAAAACAUUUUUGGGACUCCCGAAUUUGUUGCUCCAGAGAUAGUGAACUACGAGCCACUAGGAUUAGAAGCAGACAUGUGGAGCAUUGGAGUCAUCACAUAUAUCCUAUUAAGUGGAGCAUCACCAUUCCUGGGUGACUCCAAGCAGGAGACUCUUGCAAACAUCUCUGCUGUGAAUUUUGAAUUUGAUGAAGAAUUCUUUGGCAGCACAAGUGAACUGGCCAAAAGCUUCAUCAGGCAGCUGCUUGUGAAAGAUACAAGAAAAAGGCUUAAAAUACAAGAUGCACUCAACCACCCCUGGAUUAAGCCCAUAAACCCCAGACAAGCCCUUGUGAAACGACAAUCUGUGGUGAACCUUGAGAACUUCAAGAGACAGUAUGCCCGAAGGAGGUGGCAGUUUUCUUUUAGAAUUGUGACCCUCUGCAACCACUUGACACGGAUGAUGAAAAAAGGUCACCCUAACCAACAGGACAAACCCAAGAUAAAGUUUGAAAGAGAGUGCGAGAGUGAUCAAGAGGAGGAGGUGAUGCUGAGGAGACCCCAAACCAGAAGGAGAAGUAGCACGUCUUGAAAUUCCUUGGUACACCAUUGACUAAUCACAAUGUCAGUUGCACAAGGCUUAUAUAUAAUUUUUUUUCUGUAUGAUAAUACAGUAUGUGUGUAUGUUUGAUGUUUGUGUAAUGUUUUUUAUACAGUAUUGUUUAGUUGUGCAGAUGGUUCUUUUAAGAUGUAAUCACAUUUUACUAUAUUUUUGUGGGGUGAAAUUCAUUCAUUAUAUAAGGUGAGAUCAGGAAGUUCGUAUGUGGUCAAAUAAUUUUCCUAUACAUGUGGAAAAAUGUUUAAAAAUAUUGCUAAAUUCACCACAACUUCACACAUCAUUUUCAUACAUCAGAUUGCAAUCAUUUUGAUGUCAUAACGUGUUAGAAUAAAGGUAGAUAAAAUGCAGCUUUAUCAUACUUUUGGUAGAGUAUUAAGUUAUUGCCUCGGUCAUAAAUUGGUACUGUUUGUAUUGCUGUUUAAAUGUUAACAAAAUGUUAUCCACCAUGUCCAUCACAUACUGUAACAGUGGGUGUGGCAUUUUAUAGUCUUUGGAUUUCAGUGUCUUUUGAUCCAGCUAUUUUUAACUGUACAAAACAACUUGUUAUGCUGCUUUAUAUUGCAGCUGACAUUUCCUGCCAUACUAUUUUAUUGUGUAUUAUCUUAAUAAUAAACAAACUGGUUUUCAGUUUAACAAUUGCA
This is a messenger RNA of Danio rerio (zebrafish), 1872 nucleotides long. The record is from RefSeq and is a predicted model, not a curated record. Lineage: Eukaryota; Metazoa; Chordata; Actinopteri; Cypriniformes; Danionidae.